Messenger RNA from Echinococcus granulosus, 3186 nucleotides. RefSeq lists its product as hypothetical. The transcript has 21 exons. Gene Ontology annotation, cellular component: cytoplasm. The coding region runs from base 1 to 3186 and encodes 1061 amino acids. Lineage: Eukaryota; Metazoa; Platyhelminthes; Cestoda; Cyclophyllidea; Taeniidae. Gene Ontology annotation, biological process: chromatin remodeling. The record is from RefSeq and is a predicted model, not a curated record.
AUGAAUGCGGAGGCUUUGCUGAAAAAGUUAGAUAGUAUGAUUUCCAUUAUCCUAAGUGGAACAGGGCUAAUGGAAAUUGAAGAAUUGCAAGCGGAUCCUAGUCUCCCAGUUCGCUUGUGGAAAAUUCUUCUCAAUCGUGUGUCAUUAAAAAAUGCGGAAGCGUCAUUCAAAAACUGCUUACUCUUGCUGAAAUAUUUGGAUAAAAUUGGUGUUUAUUUGGAUUGUAACACCGUUCUGAAUGACUUGAGCUCUGUCAUUUUUGCAAUUGGCAUAGACAAUUCUGGUGCUAUGUCGGAUGAAGCUUGGAUAUACCUCAUUAUUUUGAUUGAGAACUGUCUUUUACUUUCAUCUUUUAUGUCUGACCAUAUUGCUGAUGUGAGUCUUCUGCCUGUUUUGGCACACUUGUACUCCCAUAUACUUGAAAUUGUGCGAAGCCAGAGAGGCAAUAAAGUCAGACUUCGGGCCAUUUCUUCAAUUGAAGUUUUUGUGGAUCGUUUUAAUAAGAUUUCCAGUGGCGGUAUAUCGUAUGUGCGUGCAUUACGUGCUUCAUAUUUCUCGAAAAUACUCCCUGGCAUUUCGCAAGCUCUUUUUGCCGCUGUUGUGGGUGAAAAGGGCAGAAACUCGGCCAUUAAAGCUAGUGCUCUUCGGACCUUAUCUAAACUGGUCGUUGUUUGCGUUGGAAAUGAAACUUUACAAGAUGUCGAAUCUUUGGAUAAGGAAAUCUUGGACGAGAUUCAGUUAAAAGACUACUUCUCCUUUGUGGAAAACGCCAUAUCUCCACUUGGGAAGCUUUUAAAAUUUUGUUCCACGUCCAUACUCUCUGAACCAAUAAUUUACAGUCCCUCGGCAAAAGACCGAUUGUUCCUUGCACUUUCUGAUUUUUCAUCGGAUAUACUAUGCAAUUGCUGGAGAUUUCUCAACCUGAACACAGAUGCACAGUCAUUGCGAGAUCAUCUUCUCAGCUCUCUUAUUAUCGUUGAUGUUGACGACAGUUGUUCUUCACUCAAAAAAGCCUCUAAAGUUCUUUUAGAAAUUUCAAAACGGGACUUUCCAACACUGACCACUAAGGAUUUUUCCGGAUUAAAUUUUGUGGGUUUAUCUGGCCGAGAGGUUAUCGAUGAUAUUGCACGCCAAAUUUUGUUGGAUGUGUCGGAGGAGCUUGCAGCAAGUUUACAAAAGUGCUCAGAUGAGAACAUUUGCCGAUCUCUGCUUGGUCGAAUGUGUGGUGUUCUGAAAUUCUUGGGUGUUAAGGGGAUCUCCCGAUUCAAUGAAAAUGAAAGUAAUUUAAAAUCUUGUCUUACUACUCUGUGUAAAUACUUGGAGCUCGAUGUUGACACUGUAUGCCUAAUUGAUGAGGUCACCUCAUUGCCCACUGGGACAUGUUCAACUGUCCAGCUUUUCAGAAAGUACUUUGUACAUUUCCGGAAUCCGGCAAACCUCUACCGAGUGUUGGAGGUGGUUUGUCUGCUAACCUGUUCAUGUUUAAACUUUGAUUGUGUAAGUCAAAUGUUUGUGCGAAUCAUGGAGUCUGAUGCGGAUCUUGAGGUCUCGUCCAUUCUUCUCCUUUCUGCGUGUGCCUCUGGCCUUUCCCGUUGUGAUGACCAACCUGUCUCAGAAAGGAUUAGUCUUGUCGUCACUUUGUUGGACAGACUGUCCGAACGAAGUCCUCUCCAGUUGAAUUCUGAAACAGAUCAGACUGCUAUCACGCAAUGGCCUCCAUCUGAACAGCCGAUAAUUGAUGCAUUUCCUACUCUUACUACAAAAGAGCAAAAAUUCAGGUGUUUGAAAGCCUGCACUUUCAUGGAACUUCUUGCCACUGCCUCAAUGAUUUGGGGCUCAUCUGCGGAGGAAGGAGCUACCUAUCCGGAUGAAAUGCAAACAUUUAUUUUACAAAUGUUUGGCCUUGCAACCGGUGCCGGACUGAUCGCCUCGACCGCUCAAAGAGCCCUUUCAUCUAUCUCCACGAAUUGUGGCUAUUCCAGGUUCGAGGAAUUCACUUGUGCCGCAUCUGAACCCAUUCUCUCAUCCCUAACCAUCGACUUCCAUGCAGUUCUGCUCUCUAUACCAUCGGAUAAUUCAGCAUUCUCUACGUCUCCGUUGUUUAUAAAGUUAGAGACCGCUUGUCGAGCUCUCUCCUACCUUGUGGACAACACGACUUUUGAGGCAAUUCAACGAGUACAACCUGUCGUCAUGCAAAUGCUUAUUUGUAUGGAUCUGAGCUACGAGUUCGCGGCGUCUGUUUUUUUGCCCGUCCUUCGCAAGAUUGUCGGUUUUUGCCUGCGACCAAAUCCAACUAACGUUGAGAGUAGUGGCGAUUCUAGGCGCCCUCUUCCGCUAUAUUCGUCAACAACAAUCGGCUCGGAAGUUAGUUUUAUCGAAAAGUUAAAAAACCGGAGAAACGAUAAGGCCGUUACAUCCAAUUGCAUGAAGAAGGCUCUGAAGAUGACCUCUGCCUUGGUUAAUUUGACGCGUAGGCAACAUAGCUAUGCCUUUAGUGAGUCGCCUUCGCACACUGACCAGACUCUGACUACUUCAACAUCUUCUGAUGAACAGGCGACUUUUGAUGCCCAACAGGACCAACCGAUCACCCGUCCCACCCACAUAAGGCUGGCUGAAGAGAUAAUGCUCCGUACCAUUCACAUGAUGUCGAGCAGUUACACCCGACUCAAGGUGUUGGCAAUGUCCCUUCUCUGUGACGGUUGUUCUCGUUUAACUGAUGAAGAUGUUCUUUUACCCUUGGUUCACAAAAUCUGGUCCCCACUGUUGGCAAGAAUGCAAGAUCGUAAUCCUGCGGUCGUUGAAAAGGCUUUUGAACUGUUUGCAACGCUAACCUCCGCAGCGGGAUCCUUCAUUCGAUCUCGAGCGUCAACCGAUUUGAUUGGGUCUCUAGUGACAUUUCUGGAGCGCGGAGCUUCCGUCAGUGCGGGAGCCACAUCAUCAUUUGAGUGUCUCACUGCUUGUCGUGUCCAGAGGCGGCUUCUUUACGCAAUUGGACCUAUAUGUGUACAGUUGGAGCUAUUUUCUAGUACAUUACAACCUGUGGUGAAAGUGCUGUGUACGUAUACUGAUAGUGAUCAACCCUCGAUUUUGAGAGAGGCGGCCGCAAGUUCUCUUUGGAAACUCUAUGACCUGGAUCCGGGAGUUGUGGCAUACGAGCUAACUGAACACGGAUUUCUGGACCAUUAA